AUGUCUCUCGAAAACAAUCUUACCCUCGACAUCCUUAGGAAAGCCGAAGCUGGAGGCUAUGGUAUCGUGGCUCAAACAUGCUACGACGCAGGUAUGGCCAGAGGUCUCGUACGAGCCGCUGAGCGAAACAAGUCGCCAGCUAUCCUUCAACUGUUCCCCAUCACCUUGCAAGCUGGAAAGGGACCUUUCUUGCAAUACUGUUUGACUCUUGCUCACAACGCCUCUGUUCCUGUUGCCGUCCACCUCGACCACGCUACCGACGCAGAGCACCUGGAACUCUCAAUCGGUCUAGCAGAGAAAGAAGGAAUCAAAUUCGAUAGUAUCAUGGUAGAUGCUAGUCAUGCAGAUAACGAAGCUGAGAACAUCGCAAUUGCCGUACCAUACAUCAAGCGAUGCGUUGCUCAGGGGAUCGCAACAGAAGUGGAAUUGGGUAGAUUGGAAGGUGGUGAAGCUGGUUUGAGAGAAAUCACAGGUGGAAUGUUGACUGAUCCUGCCAAUGCUGAACAUUUCAUGAAAGAGACCGGUGCUCACAUCUUAGCCCCUUCAUACGGUAACUUGCAUGGAAGCUACAAAUUCAUUGGUGGACCCAAAUACAAACUUGAAAUCUUGCAAGAUCUACAGAAGCGAUUCAAAGAUCGAAUCCCCUACCUAUGUGCCCACGGUACAGACGAACUUCCAGAUGAGCUGUUCCAAGAUCUCGUCAAGAGUGGUGUAUCAAAGUUCAACAUCAAUUCCUGGGCUCGAGAUCCAUACGCCGAGACUCUGUCCAAAGCUUUAGCGUCCAAACCCUUCCCAGAUUCAGAGGAGGAAGCUAUAGAAGCUUUCGCAAAGGUUUGUGAUCGAUUCAUGAACCUUCUCGGAUCUAGUGGAAAAGCAUAG
Molecule: messenger RNA, 879 nt
Organism: Kwoniella botswanensis
Lineage: Eukaryota; Fungi; Basidiomycota; Tremellomycetes; Tremellales; Cryptococcaceae
Exons: 7
Coding region: 1-879 (292 amino acids)
Biological process (GO): carbohydrate metabolic process
Molecular function (GO): zinc ion binding; aldehyde-lyase activity
Source: RefSeq, a predicted model, not a curated record